Molecule: messenger RNA, 390 nt
Organism: Dibothriocephalus latus
Lineage: Eukaryota; Metazoa; Platyhelminthes; Cestoda; Diphyllobothriidea; Diphyllobothriidae
Source: the annotation of a GenBank genome assembly
AUGCCCUGCCUUCGUCCCGAUACCGUCCCCCACUAUUUCAUGAUCUUUUCGGGUGAUUUUAGACUCUUCAUCUGGCGUUAUCUUCUCAAACUGCCCGAGAAUACAGAAGCUUACAAGGCAUUGUCACAGAAGGGUAUUCAUCCCUCUUUUGCUAAUCUGGCAGAAAAAUAUCCCGUUAGAAGUUCAAAACUUUUUCGGAGCCUUCAGCGGACCUGUUCGGCGUUGGCCUUCUGGUCCGAACUCUUUGGGGAGACCACCUAUCUGCCUCUGCUGGCAUUCCCUUUCGUGAAGCUCUUCCAGGGAAAUCAACUGCAGGCCUUCGAAGUGCUGGCCACCGUUCUGAGUGCGUUUUCUACUUUACUAGCUAACUUUCAAUGUUUUUAUGUGUGA